AGGGAAAAUAGUCACAGCUGGGCAAGACCAACCCGCCCCUUUCCUUUCCCUCCCUCAAAUUUUCUCACGAAGGAAAACGCAAGAAAAUGGAAACAGAAAAUUUACUUUUCCAGUUAAACCCCUGAUAACGGUUUUCUCAUACCGCUCAGCUCUCUCUUUGGUUCUCUUUUUCUUCAAAAACACGCUCUCCCCACCUCUCUCUCAAUAAAUAUAUAGGGUUUUCCUAAAUUCCUCCUCUCUAUGUCUGCCAAAUCUUAAAUUCUUGAAUUCUCAAUUCCAUACCCUAGAACUGUGAGCCGGCAAAUGGAGGAACGGAAUAGUGGUGGUGCUGGGGGGGAAUCGUCGUCAAGGAUAACGCCUUCAUAUGUGAAAUUAGGAGACAGGCAAAUAUUCACGGUGGAGCUUCGACCCGGUGAGACAACAUUCGUGUCAUGGAAGAAGCUCGUGAAAGACGCAAAUAAGGUCAAUAGUAGAUCCGCGCCUGCUCCGGACCCUCCUCCCGCCAACGCUCACCCCAAUCUUGAGGCUCGCCUUGCUCCUGGACAACCAGCUGAAAAUGAAGAGAAGGAUACACCUGCUCCAAAUCGUUUCAGUGCUGUGAUUGAGAAGAUUGAACGCCUUUAUAUGGGUAAGGAUAGUAGUGAUGAGGAAGAUCUAAAGGAUGUUCCUGAUGAUGAUCAAUAUGACACAGAUGACUCCUUUAUUGAUGAUGCUGAGCUGGAUGAAUAUUUUGAAGUGGAUAAUUCAGCAAUAAAACACAAUGGAUUUUUUGUUAACAGGGGAAAGCUAGAACGCUUAAGUGAAUCUACUGUUGUACCUAACCAACAAGCAAAGAAAAGACGAAGAAAGGAUUUAACCAAGGCCCCUGGUGAGAGUGAUGAUGGCCGUACAUCAAAUAAACAUGUUAAGCUGGGUAAGCCAGCAGCUGGGAAUAUAGCAUUGCCACUUGGAAAGAAUUCUUCUAAUCCCUCUCAAAUUUUGGUUGGGAUAAGUGAACACAAUGAGGAUGUGAGGUCUCAGAAUCUAUCAUAUACACCUGAAAUUUCUUCUAAGAAGAAAUCUGCUGAAACUAAAAUAAAUUUGGAUCCAUCUUCAUUGAUAAAAUUUUCAAAUGGUGAUACUUCUAUAUCUUUAGCAGAGGCUAAGGAUAUAGAAAAUCCAAAGACUGGAGGCCUCCUAGCAAAGAACCUGACAAACAAAUCGAAAGAUGCGGGUGGAUCCUUGGAUGUUUCACAUCAGAAAUAUCAUGAUAAAAGUGCUUACUCACAAUCCAAGUUGCAAUCUGCAAAGUCAAUAACCAGUGUUGAUGAACUUGAACUAUCAGUUAGAUCAAAAGAAAAGAAUGGAGUCCGUGAGCUGCCUGAUCUUAAUAUGCCAGAUGCUAAGAUGUCCAUGCAAGUAACAAAACCUUCUCAUGUCCACAAAAAGGAUGGUUCUAGUGUUAGACCCAAAAGUUCAACGCUGGAAAAUGCCAUAAGGGAAUUGGAGAAGAUGGUUGCUGAAUCAAGGCCACCAGUUUUGGAAAAUCAAGAGGCUGAUACCUCUUCCCAGGCAAUUAAGAGGAGAUUGCCUAGAGAAAUAAAGCUGAAGCUUGCUAAAGUUGCUAGACUAGCGCAGGCUAGCCAGGGGAAAGUAUCAAAGGAGUUGCUCAAUCGCCUUAUGAGCAUUCUUGGUCACUUAAUACAGCUCAGAACACUCAAGAGAAACUUAAAAGUAAUGAUUAACAUGAGCUUGUCUGCAAAGCAGGAGAAAGAUGAUAAGUUCCAACAAAUAAAGAAAGAAGUUGCUGAGAUGAUUAAGAUAUGUGUCCCAUCUUCAGAGUCCAAGACAUUGGAGCAACAAGCUGGAGCAUCUGGUGAUUUGCAAGAAAUUGCUUCCGAGGAAAAAGGAGCUCUUAAAAGAAAAUUUAGCAUGGAUGCUGUUUUGGAGGACAAAAUUUGUGAUCUUUAUGACCUCUUUGUUGAUGGACUGGAUGAAGAUGCUGGCCCACAAGUCAGAAAGUUGUAUCUAGAGCUUGCACAAUUGUGGCCAAGGGGUUUCAUGGACAAUCAUGGGAUCAAGCGUGCAAUUUGUAGGGCAAAAGAGAGACGGAGGUCCUUGUACAGCAGACAUAAGGAUCAGGAAAAGAUUAAGAGAAAAAAGAUGCUGGCACCUAGAUUGGAUGAGACCGCUCGAGUUGAGGCUGGUUCAGUCGCUCAGCAACAAUAUAUGCGAGAGAGGUUGCCUACUGAUACAAGUGGUCCUGUUUUGGCUUUAGCUAGCAAGCCAGUGCCUAAUUCAUCAACAGCAGCUGUUCGAGCACCAAGUCCUUCAAUGAACGCACCAAACUUGGACAGGCUAAAACAAGAGAAGCCAAAAGGAAGUUCAAGCAGUCCCAUUGACGAGGCAAAGAUGGUAGUAGAUGGUGCAUUGACAAAGAAAAAGGUAAAGAGGAAGUCUGAACAGGAAUCGAAUGAGACUCAUUUUCGGUCUGAGAAAUUGCAAUCCCAAUCUAGUGAAGAAAAACACAAGUCCCUUAAGCAAGCUUCGGUUCUUCCCCAAAAGCUAAACCUUCAGUUUACCACUUCGAGUUUCGAACAGUCUAGCUGACGUAAUAUAGUUGAUUAGGAAGUUUACACCACAUAAGUAAUUGUGUAACAAAGUCUUUCUCCUUUCUUUUUUCUUCAGCAGCCUUUAUUAAUUCUGACCAGCCGAUUGCUACCAUUUUUGUAAUUAAGUGUUGAAUGGUGCGUUGUUAUUUAGAGUUUCAACUUGAAAUAGGUGGCGGCAGAAUGCUGUAUUUUCUUAAGCGAUUAAUGCGUCAAAGACGUGUAACUUUCAACCUUGGUUGUUUUCGGGGUAAAUUUUAUAUUUCGUUCUUGAAUUUUA
This is a messenger RNA of Hevea brasiliensis (rubber tree), 2868 nucleotides long. RefSeq names its product ubinuclein-1. Bases 304 to 2589 code for a protein of 761 amino acids. Gene Ontology annotation, cellular component: nucleus. NCBI's taxonomy places the organism in Eukaryota, Viridiplantae, Streptophyta, Magnoliopsida, Malpighiales, Euphorbiaceae. The transcript is spliced from 13 exons. The record is from RefSeq and is a predicted model, not a curated record.